UAGCGCUCAGAUACCGUUUCCCCAUCCCCCCAAUUGUGUUUUUUUUGUAGAGCACACAGCCUUUUCAAAUGUAGGGCUUGUCCGCCUGGCGUGUUCCUCCCAGCAGUCGAACAGUUCAUUUCGUUUCUCUAGCCCGGUUCAUGUUUUGAAACCAGGAGUUGUGCAAUAAAGGUUGUUAUGAUUUAGUGCAGUGUAUCAUCUUGUGGUGAACAUUUUUAAUACGCAGACUCACCUGAUUUACUCACCUGAUUCACUCACCUGAUUCACUCACCUGAUUCACUCACCUGAUUCACUCACCUGAUUCACUCACCUGAUUCACUCAUCUGGUGCACUAUGAUGUCUAAUUGACUGACGAAAUAAAUGGAUUACUGGCUGGAUUAAAUAUAUUUUACGAGCUAUUUAUUUAAAACUGUUUUUUUUUUUUUGUUAUUCAUCUUGUUGGAGUCAAGAUGUUACCAGAAACUUCUGAACUAGUGGAUACAUGAAUUGCACUUUUCAAAUAUUGUAUUUACUUCAAUGAACGAUUUUCACACGUAUAUGUAGCUUCGGGUUAAUUUUGCCUUUUUUUUUUUGUUCUUCAAGAGUUUUAGUUCUUAAAAAUAAAAAAAAAGGGAGUUAACCGACUAAAAGGGAAAUAACCUACAACAUCACACUGGAGAUCGGAAUUCCUAAAGAGUUUCUGGACGACUCCGGAAUAUUUAAGACCUGUGAAGAAGACCAGGAAAUGGUCUUGGAAAUUCACGAGGCGUCCCCGCCUCCUAGCACGGUUAGCCGGAGAAGUCCAAGAGGUAACCGACCUGUGGUCAGGCGGUCCAGGGUGAACAGUACGGAAUCAGAAAACAGCAACGGUUCCAGAUCCAACACCCCUGGUCCUAACUCUGCUCUACCCUCUGGGUCAAACAACGCUUCCAGAAAUCCAUCGUUUCGGGGUGAGCGCCCUCCAUCUGUGGCUACGUCCCGACGCUCCGCUGCCAACCCCGAUCGCAGCACUUCCAGUGGCAGAGGCAGUGCCGCCAACAGCAAUAACAACGUAAAUAAACUAGCGUCUUCCAACGGAGAUCACCCGAUCCUCGCCUCCGAAAAUUGCGGUCCCAGGCGACGAUCUAUGCCGAACGUCACCGAACAUUUUUUAGCCGUUCCGAACGCGGAAGAAUCUCGAGAAAGCCGCUUGCGGAGAGUGCGGUCCUUCAAGACCACGUCCAAAGGAGUAGUGGUCAAUCGCGGGGACUCUUUUAAGAUAAAGAGCACCAACAGCCUGAUGUCCACGGGCAGCGCCAUCACCGACGCCACAAGAUCGCAGCAGCUGCAACUCCCGCAAAAUUUAAUGAACAACAACGAUGACAUACUGACGCCAGAGGCGCCCCCCAUUCCGACCUACUAUAGGGUCAUCAUGAUGGGGGCCGCUGGCUGUGGGAAAACGCUGAUGUCAAAACAGUUCCUAACCUCGGACUAUGUAGGUGGCUGUGAUGACAAUAUAGAAAGCCACGAGCCUCAUACAGUGUCGGUUCUACUGGACGGGGAGGAGUCGACAAUUGAGUUCAUUGACCCACCGGACAGAAAUGUGAUAGACGAUAGUCUGCAACAUCUGCUGGACGCUUAUGUGGUCGUCUUUGCCAUUAAUGACCACGAGUCGUUUGACCAGGCACAGCAGCUGGUUCGAUUCCUUCGAGUCGAUCACGGGACGGACAGGGUCAUCUUGCUUGUGGCCAACAAAAUUGACCUUGUCAGGAAGAGAAAAGUGACAGCAGAUGAAGCUCGAUUGGUCUCAGAGACUUAUGACUGUAAGUACGUGGAGAUCUCUGCUGCCCUCAACCAUCACAUGGAUGAGCUUCUGGUUGGCAUCCUGACCCAGAUUCGACUGCACAUGCGCAUACCUUUCACCACAAUCUCAUUUCCAGGGAAGGAAUCCAGGAGCAACGAUAGGAAGGAGAAAAAGAAAGCGUUCCGAGGACCCCGGGGAUUUUUCUCCAGACUCUUCCGGAGGGCGGGCCGAAAGAAACCGAAGCCAUGCGAAAAUCUCUACGCGCUGUGAAGCGCAGUGAUACGUUCAUAUUGUAAAUAGUUCCAAUUGUCUCGUCUGCGACACAAAGACAGUCUGCUUUCUAGAUGUCAAUGAUUGAUUGAACAUCGACGAUAAGUAGAUGACAUUAUCGAUGUCAUCACGUUGUGAAUUAAUGCAUUUUAGUCUCAGUGUUGACAACUGUAGAAUGUAUUCAUGCAAUAAGCAGUGCCCACGGUAGACUCUCUGACAAUAUGUAUAUAAUAUUAUAGAGAUCCGAUGAUUAGAAUAUAUAAUCCUUUAUCUUUAGUUAAGAUUCAUUUUUUGGAUUUCAUUGAAAAAAAUAGAUGUAACCAAGGUUGAUUAGUAAAUGAAUUAAAGACAAAUUAACCCAUGCCUUGUGGGUAUUGUUUUUUUCCAAAGUGAAGAAAUGAUAUCAAAGUAAUGUUAAAGUUCUUAUGAAACAAGAUUAUUUCAUUUUUUUUUUAACAAGACGAAAAGCUUAAUAGGAUAACAUGAAUCUAAACGUUUAGAUUCAAAUUGUCGA
Messenger RNA from Biomphalaria glabrata, 2546 nucleotides. RefSeq names its product GTP-binding protein GEM-like. The transcript is spliced from 5 exons. Gene Ontology annotation, molecular function: GTP binding; calcium channel regulator activity; GTPase activity. The record is from RefSeq and is a predicted model, not a curated record. NCBI's taxonomy places the organism in Eukaryota, Metazoa, Mollusca, Gastropoda, Planorbidae. The coding region runs from base 725 to 2032 and encodes 435 amino acids. Gene Ontology annotation, cellular component: plasma membrane.